ACGAGAAAGUAUCCUUGCAUAACAGCUAUGGGCAAACAGUUUCCCAUAACAGGGGUAUAUUUGAUAUUAGAGGGAAAAGUAAGGGUAAAAAAGUAAUAGGGGGGAAAACAGAAACUAACUAAAGAAAGAGGGAAGAUAUAAGGAGAUAUAAAAAGGAAAUUGUGACAGCCAAAACAGAAGGAGAGAUAAAAAGGAAAUUGUGACAGCCAAAACAGAGGGAAAGAAAAAAGGUGAAAUAUAGCCGUUUGGAAGAUGGAAGAAGAUGAAGCUGGAGCUGGAGCAAGUGUUGAUGGAAAGAUGAUCUCCAUUGAGCAAGAGGAUGUUGAUUUAGUUGAAAUAAAUGGAGACAUGUAUGUGGGAGAUGUUCUUGUGGAAGGCAUAGAUGAAGUGCAAGGCAACGAGAUUGUUGCUUUAACUCCUACUGGGAAGGUGAGUGGGUGCAAAAUAGGGGCAAAUGAGGUUGUGCCUGCACCGUUUGUGGGCAUGGUAUUCCCUAACUUGGAAGCGGUGGAUAGUUUUUAUAAAAAAUAUGGGAAGCAGGAAGGAUUUGGGGUUGUGCGUUCGGGUGGGGCAUAUAGAAGAAAAGCAGGUUGUGAAGAAAGGAAGAGGCGUAAUACAACAUGGACUUGUGAAUGUUAUGGUAGGCCGGAUAGGAGGAAACGGGUAAACGGGGUAGGGUGGUGACAGAUUCUGUGAUUGAUGAUGAUUUAGCUACGAAGAAGUCAAAGAAAUGUGAUUGUACUGCCAUGAUGUAUGCUACUUGUAAUGAAGAAGGGGAGUGGGAAGUUAAGAAAGUUAUGAAUGAACAUAAAAACCACGAGCCAACGCCGUCAAAGUCUCGAUACAUUAGUAUGUAUAGGAAAGAGGAGUUGUAUAAUCAUGUUAGAAGGAAACUUUUUAACGAUUAUAACUCGGGGUUGAAGAUACCACAAAUUCACGGAUGCCUUGCUAGGGAGAGGAACGGGGUAGAGGAUUGGGUAGUAACUGAACGCGAUUUGCGCAAUGAAGUGAGUAAGGUGAAACGGUUGAAACUUAAAGAAGGUGAUGCGAAUGCUAUGCUAAAGUAUUUCAACAAAAUGAGUUCUGACAAUCAAAAUUUUUUUAGUAUGCAUAGAUUGGAUGACGAUAUGACAUUAAAAUA
Molecule: messenger RNA, 1141 nt
Organism: Beta vulgaris subsp. vulgaris (sugar beet)
Lineage: Eukaryota; Viridiplantae; Streptophyta; Magnoliopsida; Caryophyllales; Amaranthaceae
Exons: 2
Coding region: 253-684 (143 amino acids)
Source: RefSeq, a predicted model, not a curated record